AUCUCAGACUUGACUAACCAUCUAGGAAACGCAGCCACACACUUUUUUGUGAUGUAGGGGGUCGUAAAGUAACGAAAGAUGACGGUGACUUACUCCAGUAAGGUCGCCAACGCUACAUUCUUCGGUUUCCAUAGAUUAUUGCUUCGUUGGAGAGGCAGUAUCUACAAACUUCUCUACCGGGAGUUCAUCGUUUUCGCUCUUUUAUACACCUUGCUAAGCGUCGUAUACAGGCUCUUUCUUUCAGAAACACAAAAGCGAUACUUUGAAAAGUUGUCACUUUACUGUGAUAGAUAUGCAGAGCAGAUCCCGGUAACAUUUGUGCUAGGUUUCUAUGUGACGCUGGUGGUGAACCGCUGGUGGAACCAGUUUGUGAACCUGCCCUGGCCAGACCGGCUGAUGUUCCUGAUCUCCAGCUGCGUGCAGGGCCGGGACGAGCAGGGCCGCCUUCUGCGCCGCACGCUAAUGCGCUACGUCAACCUCACCUCCCUGCUCAUCUUCCGCUCCGUCAGCACUGCCGUCUGCAAGCGCUUCCCCACCAUGGACCAUGUGGUGGAGGCAGGGUUCAUGACCCCGGAGGAGAGGAAGAUCUUCGAGAACCUCAAGUCCCCCCACCUCAAAUACUGGGUGCCUGUGGUGUGGUUCACCAACCUGGCCUCCAAAGCCCGGAAGGAAGGCCGCAUCAAGGACAGCGUGGACCUGCAGACCAUCCUCAACGAAAUGAACCACUUCAGGACUUGGUGUUCGACCCUGUUCGGCUAUGACUGGGUGGGAAUCCCUCUGGUGUACACACAGGUCGUGACCCUGGCUGUCUACACCUUCUUUUUUGCCUGUAUAAUCGGGCGACAGUUCCUGGAUCCCCAGCGGGGUUACCCAGGACACGACCUGGACCUGUAUGUUCCUGUCUUCACCUUGCUGCAGUUCUUCUUUUACUCCGGCUGGCUGAAGGUGGCUGAGCAGCUCAUUAACCCAUUUGGAGAGGAUGACGACGACUUUGAGGCUAACUGGUGCAUUGACAGAAACCUGCAGGUGUCUCUGAUGGCAGUGGAUGAGAUGCACAUGAACAUUCCCCGUAUGACGAAGGAUAUCUACUGGAACGACUCUGACCUGCGGCCUCCCUACACCCUGGCCGCCGCCGACUACUGCAUCCCCUCCUUCCUGGGUUCCACCACUGACAUGGGCCUGUCUGAGGUGCUGCAGUAUGAGGACGUGGACACCCAUGACUUCCGCCACCGGCGCCAGGAGUCGGUCUUGGGCCGCGUCCGGCGUCUGCUGAGUGUGCAGGAGCCACCUGACGUGGCCCGCUCCUCCCGGCCCACCUACAAGCGCCACAGCAGUGACGUCUCCAGCGUCUUCUUCCCCUUUGCCCCCGACAGCCGGGUCCACCCGGGGCCUGAGGAGCACCCCCACCCCCGGCCCCACCUGCUCCACCCCCCGCACUCACCCCACGAAACCCUGACCACCCUGCGAGAGGUGAGUAGCACGCCCUCGUCACCCGACACCCAGCCCCAUCCGCCCUCCUUUGGCGAGGUGCCCGUUGUGGUGGUAACCCCGCCCCUGCCGGGCCCCCGCGGGCUGAAGCUCGGUCACGACAAAGCCGCCCAAACCCCAGACACGCCAAGCGAGAGCAGCAGGGACAGCUCCCCAGAGACAGAGUCCCGCCAGAGGCCUCAGACUCUGGAGGGGGCCGGCCUUGGCAAGGACGUCGGAGUGAACCCCACACAGAGAGGCCCCCACAAGUUCCGCUGGACUGUCCCCGCCGACCGCUGCAAGCAGCUGAGCCGGCAGCUCUCCCGCCAGCCCUCGGGAGGCUCCCUCCGCAGCCUGCCCAGCCCCGAGGGCCAGGUGAGGAAGAGAGGCCUCAACACAUCCCCCCCCUCGCCUGACGAGGCCCCCCACACCCAGGAACCCCAGGAGGCCCCAGAGACUGACAUCCUGGAGUCCUGCAACCACCACACCAAAGAUGAGCCCCCACCCCUCUCCUAGCAUUCACACCCACCGUAUCAACCAGCUGUGCCUUUCGAAAAGCAGAUCCAUUUUCAAAAAUGACUCUCAAUGUGUCAUUACUUUUUUAUACAUAUAUU
This is a messenger RNA of Megalops cyprinoides (Indo-Pacific tarpon), 2081 nucleotides long. RefSeq names its product bestrophin-3-like. NCBI's taxonomy places the organism in Eukaryota, Metazoa, Chordata, Actinopteri, Elopiformes, Megalopidae. Gene Ontology annotation, molecular function: chloride channel activity. The record is from RefSeq and is a predicted model, not a curated record. Bases 79 to 1983 code for a protein of 634 amino acids. The transcript has 10 exons.